AUGCAUUCAGCAGUGAGCUUAUCUUUCAUAUUACUUGCCAUUUCAUCUAAUUUUGCAAUAGGAAUCAAAAAGGAAAAGCAAGUACCCCAGACACUCUCUAGAGGAUGGGGAGAUGAUAUCACUUGGGUACAAACUUACGAAGAAGGCCUUUAUCAGGCAAAACAAAGUAAUAAGCCACUGAUGGUUAUUCACCAUUUGGAAGAUUGUCAAUAUUGUCGCGCAUUAAAGAAGGUCUUUGAAGAAAGUCAAGAAAUACAGGAGAUGUGUCAGAAUGAUUUCAUCAUGCUCAACCUCAUGCAUGAAACAACUGAUAAGAACUUAUCACCUGAUGGACAGUAUGUACCUCGAAUCAUGUUUGUAGAUCCUUCUCUCACAGUAAGGGCUGAUAUCACUGGAAGAUAUACAAAUCGAUUGUAUACUUAUGAACCUCAAGACUUAGCUGUGUUAAUCAAGAAUAUGAAGAAAGCAUUGCAUCUCAUUCAGACCGAAUUGUAA
Notechis scutatus (mainland tiger snake) is the source of this 495-nucleotide messenger RNA. It is a transcript of the gene AGR3, whose product is annotated as anterior gradient 3, protein disulphide isomerase family member. The record is from RefSeq and is a predicted model, not a curated record. Gene Ontology annotation, cellular component: endoplasmic reticulum. NCBI's taxonomy places the organism in Eukaryota, Metazoa, Chordata, Lepidosauria, Squamata, Elapidae. Gene Ontology annotation, molecular function: dystroglycan binding.